Molecule: messenger RNA, 1783 nt
Organism: Anopheles stephensi (Asian malaria mosquito)
Lineage: Eukaryota; Metazoa; Arthropoda; Insecta; Diptera; Culicidae
Product: bifunctional peptidase and arginyl-hydroxylase JMJD5-like
Exons: 5
Coding region: 108-1391 (427 amino acids)
Cellular component (GO): nucleus
Molecular function (GO): histone H3K36 demethylase activity
Source: RefSeq, a predicted model, not a curated record
UUGAAUGUUUUUGUUUUGUUGCUAUCUGUGCCGUAAAGUUUGCCGGGUGUGAACGCUUUUUGGAUUGAUUUUACAAGCAAAUAAUACUUUAAAAAGAUCAUUGUACAAUGGAGCGGUGCAUUCAAGCGAUACUGUCUAUAAUUCCCGAUAAAUCAUUGCUGCUAAACCGAGAUUGUGUAAUAGUAAACAAACUUUACCAUAAAGUUCUUUCUGACGUACUAGAACCAUUAUCGAAUCGAUUAGACCGGUGCAAAACUGAUCGUAACAGCUUUUCUACAAAUUUAGUAAAGAUCGGUCUAAUGUAUGAUGUGGUAUAUAAUCGCUUACACACUGGCCAGUGGAAUGCCGUUGAAUCGGGUGAUAGAGAAAUGUUUACCAUCCUAACGUACGUGAGGAUCGUUUAUACGUUAUGCGUAUCAGAAAAUGAUGUUGAUUCCAUAAAGGAUGCUAUUUAUUUGGCCGAUCUCGGUCUCAUGCUUGGAUGUCCUAUCGAAAAAGCGGACACGAGCGCUACCACUACCGACAUACUCACAGAGACGGCAUCAAAACUCACCAACCAUUUAGCUAAAUUCAGCACACAGGAACCCCCUUUGAAACGUUUGAGGUUGGAUGUGCAGGUAGAAAACAUUAUCGCGGGCGAAAGUGAUUCGAACACCGUUCCAGUAGUAAGCUGUCCUUCGAUCGAAUACUUUGGAUUAUGUGUUCUUACUAGGAAGCAAUUCUACGACCUGAAGCAGCCGGCCAUACUUAAAGGAAUAAUCGAUGGCUGGCCGGCAAUGGAACGAUGGCAUGAUCCCAACUAUCUUCUGAACAUCGCAGGCGAACGGACAGUACCGAUUGAGAUUGGUUCACAGUACAGCAAUGAUGAUUGGUCUCAAAAGCUUAUGAAGUUUCGAGACUUCGUCAAGCAAAACAUCUGCAACGAAGAAGCAUCCAAUCCAGCAGGAGAGCAACGUGCAGCCUAUCUAGCGCAGCAUGAUUUGUUUGAUCAAAUUCCCGCCCUGCGUACGGACAUAGCCGUCCCCGACUACAUCGCACGUACGGACGCACGUCCACGCAUCAAAGCGUGGUUUGGUCCGAAGGGCACCGUAUCACCACUUCACACCGACCCGUGCCACAAUCUUCUGUGCCAGGUUUUUGGCGCUAAAGUUAUCAUCCUCGCACGACCCGAAGACACCGAAAAGCUUUACCCACGCGAACACUUCAUACUGAGCAACACCUCCCAGGUGGAUGCGCGCCAGCCCGACUUUGAACGGUUUCCACUGGCGCGUGAUGUAUCGUUCUACCGGUUGACGUUGCAUCGCGGGGAAGUCCUCUACAUACCUCCGAAAUGGUGGCACUAUGUCGAAUCACUGUCACCGAGCUUCUCGGUUAGCUUUUGGUUUGAAUGAUUCGUGCUGAUUGCUGCUUGUUAUGCGACGUGCUGCAAGUGAACGGUACCCCCGGCCUAAACACUUAUCAAAACAGCAUCCCCAGCGUAGAAUGGUAUGAGUUGGUCGGGGUGGACGAAUCGACGAAACCGGAAACGAAAUCGAAUAUGCUGUUGCUUCGUCAGCGCUCUGAACGCACGAAGCGAGAACGACGGGAAUUGUAAGCACAUGCGCCAUGGUACAGCAUCCUCAGGAUAACAGAAGUCCUUACCACAGUGCCCAACGAGAAAUAUUCGAUAGUCGUACAUCCGAACUUUCUUAAUACAUUCUAAGGUAAGUACUGAAAAUAGUAUACUUAGGCAAAUUUCAAAUAAUAGUUUUGAUAUAAAAGACAAUGCCCUUUGGAUGCACCA